CUUCACGAUCGAUCAGUUCAAAGCAAUUGGCUCGCAGGGGGAUUUAGUGUGGCGAUGUUUUUCCCUGAUUGGCUCCUUACAUCUCAGUGAACCUGUGUUAGAUAAGCGCAAACGUUUUGAAAUUCAUCUGGAAACUGUCGUGGAUAACGCACUUUGCUUGGCUAGUAAAGGUUAUGUAGGCUGAAGUUGCAGUAGGCUAUUGUGUUGCUAUUGGUCGUGCCAAUCAUGCGAAACAGCAACACGUUUAGGCGUUCCUCGGUGUUCGCCGCGGAAAAAGAGCUCGUCUCCCAGUCAAAAGAGCUUUGUAGAGACUUCAUUCACUCCAGAAUUAUAAGAGAAGGACUCAGCUGGUCAAAAGUUGAACCGGAUCUGCCUGCGCCACACGGAACUCUUGAAGAUGUAUCUUCGGUUCUUCGUAAAUUAGGUGAUGAGCUGGAGUACAUGCGGCCCUAUGUGUAUCGUAAUAUUGCAAAGCAGCUGAACAUUAGUGUAGCAGUGGAGGCAGUGGUGUCGGAAGCAUUUCUCUCUGUAGCAACAGAGAUCCUAUCCAUGGGGAUCACAUGGGGGAAAGUGGUGGCUAUUUACGCUGUAGCUGCUGGCCUGUCUGUGGACUGUGUGCGACAGGGCCAUCCAGUCAUGGUGCACACCAUAGUGGACAGUCUGGGAGAGUUUGUGCAUAGAAGCCUGGUGCCAUGGCUCAAAAAGAGAGGAGGAUGGGGGGACAUUUCAAAAUGUGUGGUGAACAUGGACUCUAGUGCUCAUGCUCGUGCUCAUUGGUUAUCAGCAGCUGUAUUAACAUGGAGGCAGAUCUUAAAGACUAUGUACAUCUACUUGACGAAGUAGCCUUGUGAAGAGAAUUAUGAAGAACUAUUUGAAUGAUCCAUUGUACUGUUUGUGGAGUCCUGGCAAGCAAAUAAUACUUAAUACUUUAUCCAGGUUCAUUUGCACCUUAAUCAAAUUUGACCUUUAUCAUAAAAACAUACUAUGCAUAGACUGCUAUGACCCAAAAGUCUGGAAGCAGAUUGCACUGCUAUGUUUAGUGUUGGAGCCACAAUGUCUUUCCUCUGUUUGUCUUUGAAAUAAGGUAUGAAGUUAAUGUAGCUCCUUUUGUGCUGAUGAUGUGUUGUUUUAUACUGAAUGACUGUGAUGUUGAGUGAAACAAUGUAAGAUCUGACUCUGUUUGACAAACAAUUGUCAUAUUUGUAUUUUUACAAAAUUGCUUACAUUAUGUUUAGAGUGUCACUUUGCACUUUGAGUAAUCAUGGUUUGCGUGGUGUGU
This is a messenger RNA of Xyrauchen texanus (razorback sucker), 1279 nucleotides long. It is a transcript of the gene bokb, whose product is annotated as BCL2 family apoptosis regulator BOK b. Gene Ontology annotation, molecular function: protein homodimerization activity; protein heterodimerization activity. The coding region runs from base 226 to 843 and encodes 205 amino acids. NCBI's taxonomy places the organism in Eukaryota, Metazoa, Chordata, Actinopteri, Cypriniformes, Catostomidae. The transcript has 4 exons. Gene Ontology annotation, biological process: intrinsic apoptotic signaling pathway in response to DNA damage; regulation of apoptotic process; extrinsic apoptotic signaling pathway in absence of ligand. Gene Ontology annotation, cellular component: mitochondrial outer membrane. The record is from RefSeq and is a predicted model, not a curated record.